Molecule: messenger RNA, 4900 nt
Organism: Paramisgurnus dabryanus
Lineage: Eukaryota; Metazoa; Chordata; Actinopteri; Cypriniformes; Cobitidae
Gene: nab1b
Product: NGFI-A binding protein 1b (EGR1 binding protein 1)
Biological process (GO): negative regulation of DNA-templated transcription
Cellular component (GO): nucleus
Molecular function (GO): transcription coregulator activity; transcription factor binding
Source: RefSeq, a predicted model, not a curated record
GUCCAUGCAUGUAGCCUAUAUGUGUGCGGCGGUGCACGCGCGGCUGAUAUGAGGUUUGGUAUUCCAUGCAGCAGCCUCCCACGCGCCGCUACCGCCCACGCCAGGAUCUGCGUCACGCAGCCGCGUGGGAGUGAGAGAGCAAUGUAGCAAGCGCGGAAUAUCCCAAUUCUGGCAGUAGGGGAGAGAGCGGAAAGCGACUAGUUUGAGAGUCCCUCUGUUUGUCGGUAGUUUAAACGAAAGAGUGCGCGAGAGUCGAACAGUUGAAGUACGCGACUAGCGCGUGACAGAGGCAUUCUCUCUCGCGCCAACGGGACGUCAGGUGAAACGUCGUCCAGUUGAACGGAGCAUCGUCAGUUGUAACUUUUUCGAUUGUGGAACAAGGAAAGAGUGUUUGGGAGAAAAAACUAAGGCAACAAAAAGGUAUGGCAGCGACUUUACCAAGAACCCUUGGAGAGUUGCAGCUCUACCGCAUUCUUCAGAGGGCCAACCUGCUUUGUUACUACGACGCUUUCAUCCAGCAGGGCGGCGACGAUGUUCAGCAGCUGUGCGAGGCCGGUGAGGAUGAGUUCCUUGAGAUCAUGGCGCUCGUGGGUAUGGCCAGCAAGCCCCUACACGUCAGACGCCUACAGAAAGCACUGCGUGACUGGGUCACAAACCCAGCCCUUUUCAAUCAACCCCUCACAUCCCUGCCCGUCUGCAGUAUUCCUGUCUAUAAGCUGCCUGAGGGGUCACCUACAUUGUUGCCAGGUAACGGCGCGCGUGGGGAAACUCAAAGUGUGAAAGUGCCCAAAUGUUUAGCGACUGCUUGCGUAGACCCUGGAAAAGGAGAAGCGGGCAACGGAAGUUCUUCUGCGACAGUUUCGCCCCUCCAGAGCGGCAGCGAGCCGCGGUUUUGGGCCAGUCACGGCACGGAGAGCGAGCACAGUCUGUCCCCUGCAGAUCUGGGCUCACCGUCUUCUCCCCGGGAUGGGCUAGAGGUGCUGGACGCGGCCGCGGUACAGUCCGUGGCGGAGUGCGUGGAAAGAAUCUCACAGACUUUGCCUAAAAGUGACCCGGGAGAGGUUAAAGAACUGUUGAAGGGAAAUAAGAAGUUAGCCAAAAUGAUCAGCCACAUCUUUGAUAUGAGUGAGGAAGAUCCCCAUAGAGAAGAGGAGAUUCGCAAGUAUAGUGCCAUAUAUGGCCGAUUCGACUCAAAACGAAAAGAUGGAAAGCAUUUGACCUUACAUGAGCUCACAGUAAACGAAGCCGCAGCCCAGCUCUGUAUGAAGGAGGUGGCAUUGCUGACUCGCAGAGAUGAGCUUUUUGGACUGGCGCGUCAGGUCUCCCGAGAGGUCACCUAUAAAUACACCUACAGAACCAGCAAAUCUCGAUGUGGAGACAGAGAUGAGCCGUCCCCGAAGAGGAUCAAAACAGAAGAGGGAUGUUUUGACCUUCAAGAGGCGCUGCAGGCAAUUCACAUGCGCCAGGAGACCCUUAAGGAGCAGUUAGCCCACGCAAGAUCUAAGGGAGAGGAGACGGUUGGGCGGAACAUCCAGGUUCAGCUGGAGCGUCUGCUGGCCAAACAGAUGGAGAUCCUGCAUGACGCCGCGGCGCAGGACAGACUCCAGGCUUUGGAGUGGAGGGUUCCACCGGGACCGUACAAACACAGCGGAGACAGACAAAAAAGUAAUGGGGUAUCCACUGAUAAAAGUACCGAACAGGGUGAGCGACCACUGAAUCUGAGGGUUACUGGUCAGAGGACAAACACGUCUGAUGGAGAGACGCCUCUUGGAAAACAGCUGGCCAAUGAGUUGAAGAGGCAUCACCAAGCUAAUAUAGAGAGCAAGACAUCAGGAGCCACAGAAAACGGAGGAGACGCCUCUUCACGUGCCCUCAAUCUCUCAGAGAAGAAGGUCAUCAAGUCAGAACCAGAGGAUUCCAGAUAGCAGCCCUGAAUACUUUUGUGUCGACCCUAUAACGAUACACACGUCGUCUGUCAGUGAAUACUAACCAAGCACAACUACAGUAGAGCCUUAAAAACCAAUGUUGCCUCAAAAUAGAGUUUAUUUUAGUUUCUCACCGUUUUUGUUUUUGCCAAAGCACCUAGAGCCCUUAUUUGCAUUCACCUAAGUAGAUUCACACUGUUUGUGCCGCCACUGACGUUUAAUUCUCGUCGCUGUCCGCUAGGUCUCCAUACUUGUUUUCCUCCUCACGUUCCAUUUUUAUUGGUGUGGACCGUGAAGUCCGCUUUUUGUAAAUACAAAGAAAAUGUCUGUUUGAAAACAAUGUUAUUUAAAUACAGUAUGUGUUAUAUGUAUAUAUGAAUGCAUGUAAAAAUGGGAGUUUCUCCGAAACGGGGAGGGAUACAGUGUUGUCUUUUUUUAGUAUGCAGCUGUUAGUAGUCACCUAUUUAAGUGAGUAUCUUAAAUUGAAUUUCUCGAAAGCCCCCGUGAAGUCAAUCAAUGAGCCGUUUUCUUUCGGCUCAUGUCUGCUUAUUUAACAAAUUGCGGUUUGUAUUUCGGAAAGAGACGUUCUCAUUUUAUAGCACAUUUUUUAGGGCCAACAUAUAUCCCAGACAGCAGACGUCUUCGGGCCGGAUCCAACCCGGAGCUGCUUACUUCAGCACGGAUCCGGCCGGAAUUGUGUGAUGUCUGGGACUGAGUCAAAAAAUCUUCCCAGAAAUGAAAGUUUCCCAGAAAUAAAAGACUGUAUUUCACGGGGUCUAAGAGUCCAGGUAGUUGACUUUUCCGCUCUCUACCAGAGUUUCUGAUAGCAGUGCUAAUGAAUCUGAAUUUUAGUCUUUACUAUGGUGCUAUGGUUGCACAGGGAGUCUGUGGUACUUACCCAUUGCUAUUUAAACACUGAAAUCUUUGAACUCAAAUCUUUGGGUUUCCUUGUAAUCUUGAAUGAAUAGUAAUGCUUGAUUUAUUCUGGUUGUUAAGAUACUAAGCACAAAUAAUAUAUUUCCUAUUCCUAUCUCUACAUUCUUACUGUGCGUGCACACCACCAGCGACUCUUGUCUCUUUCAAAGAGGUCUUUCCUAAUUCUGGUUGUCCUACUAACUACUAUAAACAAAUGAGUAACCGUCCUCUAGGUAAAUGACGGGAAAUAUGACCUCCACCGUUUUACUGUGCAUUUAAACCAGACGCGGUAGAGGCGGCAAAAACGCGGUAUUCGCGCGUAGAUGGACGCUUGAACAUUUUAAGUUUACUCGCUUCAUUUUGUGCGUGAAAAUUGCACAUGAAAUUCUAGUCAUUCCAGACAUUCAUGCGGAUAUUCGCGUCAUUGGAGGGGCUUCUGCGACUCUGCUCGCUUCCUGUAAUCACAUCACUACAAUAGCAAGCUCCUGAUUGGUUAACGUGGCGCGAAUAUCCUCCAAAGUACAGAUUUUUCAACUUGUGCGUUUCCCGCGGCAACGCUUAAUUAACGCCAUGCCAUUCACGCUUACUGUGCCGCACGAUGCCCAUUCAUGUCUUUGCAUUGACUUAACAUGUAAAUUACUCGCGCUUGCCGCCUCUUCCGUGUCUGGUGUGAACGUACAGUUAUGUCGGGUUCACACCAGACGCGUUUGAGGCGUCAAAUUUGCGUCUACCGGGCGUAGUUGGACGCUUGAACAUUUGGAGUUUACUCGCUACAUUUCGUGCGUGAAAAUUGCACAUGAAAUUCUAGUCAUUCGAGACAUUCAUGCGGAAAUUCGCAUCAUGGGAGGGGCUUCUGCGACUCUGCUCGCUUCCUGUAAUCACGUCACUACUAUAGCAAGCUCCUGAUUGGUUAACGCGGAGCAAAUAUCCUCCAAAGUUCAGAUUUUUCAACUUGCGUGUUUCCCGCGGCAACGCUCAAUUCACGCCAUGCCAUUCACGCUUACUGUGCCGCACGAUGCCCAUUCGUGUUUUUGCAUUGACUUAAUAUGUAAAUUUCUUGCGCUUGUCGCCUCUUCCGUGUCUGGUGUGAACGUACAGUUAUGUCGGGUUCACACCAGACGCGUUUGAGGCGUCAAAUUUUGCAUCUACCGCGCGUAGUUGGACGCUUGACCAUUUUGAGUGUACUCGCUUCAUUCUUGCGUGAAAUUCUAGUCAUUGAUACAUUCACGCUGAAAUUCGCGUCAUGAGAGGGGCUUCUCGCUUCCUGUAAUCCAGUCACUACUAGAGCAAGCUCCUGAUUGGUUAACGCGACGUGUUUUUCCGCCAUAGUUCAGAUUUUUCAACUGGCGCGUUUCCUGUGGCAACACUCAAAUUCCCGUCAUUCAUGCAAACUAGACGCGCCUAUGGGGCAGAAUCACGUCUACGUUGCCGUGCUCAACGCCUCGUUUGCGCCGCGAGACCUCCGGACGUGCGCCAAUGCAUCUUUACAUUGACUUAACAUUGACACCUCUACCGCGUCUGGUGUGAACGCAGCUUAACACUUCACCCCCUGAAAGUCGCUUGUCAUUUGCAUAAAGUCAAACUGUUCUCAACUUUGUCGUGUAGCUGGACACACCCACUUCCUGUCGCCAAAAAUCACCAAGCUUUGAUUGAAGUGAAUGAGAUUGAGUCGCUCCGCCGUUGCUAGUUGCUGGCGUUGUGCACGAAGCUUUACGAGUGAUACCGACAAAAUGCUAACACAGAAAAGCACGUUUGUGAAGUAAAGUAACAGUUCCCGUCAUUUCUAGACAUACUAGGACUGUAAAUAGUUCAAACACAUUAAGAGACGACUGGAGGGCAUCAUUAUUGCACCGUUUCAGUCUAUCACACAGAUAAACACAUAAUCAAUGUCUUGUAAUUUUAAAUAUAUAGUAGUAGAGCAAUACCGGGUAGCUGUUGUCACUUAACUCAGUGAACGUGUCUAGUCGUCCCAGUCUCGAAAUACACUCUCUGUACAGUAUUUCUACUCUGUUUGUUAGUGUAAACAUAGUCUUAGAUUCGACGUGCAAAUGUAUGUGAAA